GAGACAGCGAGACAGCGCUCCGUCGGGGGUCGGUGAAGUAUCCAAGAUGGCUGGGCGCAAACUUGCUCUAAAAACCAUCGAUUGGGUAUCUUUUGUGGAGAUCAUGCCCCAAAACCAGAAGGCAAUUGGAAACGCUCUGAAGUCCUGGGAUGAGACCCUCCACACCAGGCUGGCUAGUCUGUCUGAGAAACCACCAGCGAUUGACUGGGCUUACUACAGGGCCAAUGUGGACAAGGCUGGCUUGGUGGAUGAUUUUGAAAAGAAGUAUAAUGCUCUGAAGAUCCCUGUGCCUGAGGAUAAAUACACAGCCCUAGUGGACGCCAAGGAGGAGGAGGAUGUGAAGAACUGUGCCCAGUUCGUGUCUGGAUCUCAGGCUAGGAUCCAGGAGUAUGAGAAGCAGCUGGAGAAAAUAAAGAGCAUGAUUCCCUUUGACCAGAUGACCAUUGAUGACUUGAAUGAGAUCUUCCCUGAAACCAAGCUGGACAAGAAGAAGUACCCAUACUGGCCCCACCAGCCCAUCGAGAACCUGUGAAGCAGCCCAGGAGGGAGCCCUGGCUGACUUGAAAUAAAACAUUUACAUAGUCUUAAAAAAAAA
Rattus rattus (black rat) is the source of this 595-nucleotide messenger RNA. RefSeq names its product ATP synthase subunit d, mitochondrial-like. Bases 47 to 532 code for a protein of 161 amino acids. Gene Ontology annotation, biological process: proton motive force-driven ATP synthesis. The record is from RefSeq and is a predicted model, not a curated record. The transcript has a single exon. Gene Ontology annotation, molecular function: proton transmembrane transporter activity. Lineage: Eukaryota; Metazoa; Chordata; Mammalia; Rodentia; Muridae.